AUGGCUUUCUCUGGUGCUUGUUCUGGUGCUGUUUAUAGAGUUGUAGACUCUGCCGGGUGGACUUCAAGAGGCCUUGUUGAUUACAACAAGUGGGCUUCAACGAAAGAUUUUAACGUCGGCGACACUCUCACUUUUGUUUACAAUAAUCAAUUCCACAACGUGAUGCAAGUUUCUGAUCAAGACUUUCAAUCUUGCAAUGCAUCUGCUAUCUCAACAUACACCUCUGGCUCUGACACCAUCACCCCUAAAAGGCCCGGCCACUAUUACUUUCUUUGUGGUGCUCCUGGCCAUUGCCAAGCCGGACAAAAGGUUGACAGCAAGGUCACUCUGCCUGUUUCAGAAAGUUUCAUCCCAAGUCCAAGCCCAUCACCUUAUGGAUCCUCAUCUUCAGCCUCUCAUCCAGAAGAGAUGUCACCAAGCUCAACUCUAAGCAGUGCUCCAACUCUGAACUCUUGCAAGCUUGGAUUUGCUGCUACCGCUUUUAUGUUAGGUCUUUUGGGUUUUGUGCUUUGUGUUUUGGUCCACGGAUGUGGUACUAAUUGUGGGUAG
This is a messenger RNA of Prunus avium (sweet cherry), 549 nucleotides long. NCBI's taxonomy places the organism in Eukaryota, Viridiplantae, Streptophyta, Magnoliopsida, Rosales, Rosaceae. The record is from RefSeq and is a predicted model, not a curated record.